AUGGCCACUACUCCACCUUCCACACCACCGGGCUAUUCCGGCCGCUUAGACCGCGAUAUGCGCCUGCGUAUAUUGACCCUACGCGAUGUUGGCUUCACCUACCAACAGAUCGUCGGCCACCUAGGCGGGAUCACCUACCGCCAGGUUCAAUAUACCUGUCAAGCUCAAACCGCCACGCCUCGCAAAGCUCGUGGCCAGCCGAGCAAGGUUACAAGCGAGCAAGUAGACGAAGUAAUAAAGCUUAUGAAUUCGUCUAAAGGCGGACGUCAGAUGUCCUAUAGAAAGAUCAUUAAUGAGCUGAACCUGGGCGUUUCUCCCAAUAGUCUCGCGCGUGCACUGCAAAAACGGGGUAUAUUUAAGGGUAACCGCCGGCGAUCUACGGGCACUAGAGAGAAAGAGUCAGUUAGGAGCGAAUCCGGCAAUUCAUCUUCCUCUCAGAACGUACCGUGCGCUCCCUCCAGGCCGGAGGUUGCACAAAUCGACACCUCAGCUCAUGUUUACCAAGGACCUACGCCCCAUGGCCUCCAGGGAUAUAAUCCCCGGGAGGCACCAUUAGCCUAA
This is a messenger RNA of Aspergillus terreus NIH2624, 561 nucleotides long. RefSeq lists its product as uncharacterized. The transcript has 2 exons. Lineage: Eukaryota; Fungi; Ascomycota; Eurotiomycetes; Eurotiales; Aspergillaceae. Bases 1 to 561 code for a protein of 186 amino acids. The record is from RefSeq and is a predicted model, not a curated record.